GCAAAAGUAAAGAAGCGGAGAUAAAGAGGAUAAAUAAAGAGCUAGCAAACAUUCGGUCAAAAUUUAAAGGUGACAAGGCUCUGGAUGGUUACAGUAAGAAAAAAUACGUCUGCAAACUGCUUUUCAUCUUUCUUCUGGGGCAUGACAUUGACUUUGGUCACAUGGAGGCUGUAAACCUGCUCAGUUCCAACAGAUAUACAGAGAAACAAAUUGGAUAUCUCUUCAUCUCCGUACUAGUGAACUCUAACAGCGAGCUGAUUCGUUUAAUAAACAAUGCGAUCAAGAAUGAUCUGGCAAGCCGCAACCCCACCUUUAUGGGGCUUGCUCUGCAUUGUAUUGCUAAUGUGGGUAGCCGGGAGAUGGCAGAAGCAUUUGCUGGAGAAAUUCCAAAAAUACUUGUAGCUGGAGAUACUAUGGAUAGCGUGAAGCAGAGUGCUGCCUUAUGCUUGUUGCGUUUAUAUAGAACUUCUCCAGACCUUGUGCCCAUGGGAGACUGGACAUCUAGAGUGGUACAUCUCCUCAAUGACCAGCACUUGGGUGUGGUUACUGCAGCUACAAGUCUGAUCACCACUUUGGCACAGAAGAACCCAGAAGAGUUUAAAACUUCAGUCUCCUUGGCAGUGUCUAGAUUAAGCAGAAUUGUAACUUCUGCAUCAACAGAUCUUCAGGACUAUACGUACUACUUUGUUCCUGCUCCUUGGUUAUCUGUGAAACUUCUGAGGCUGUUACAGUGCUAUCCACCUCCAGAAGACCCUGCGGUACGUGGUCGCCUAACAGAAUGCCUGGAAACUAUUCUCAACAAAGCGCAGGAACCACCAAAGUCAAAAAAAGUACAACACUCAAAUGCGAAGAAUGCUGUGCUGUUUGAGGCAAUAAGCUUAAUUAUACAUCAUGACAGUGAGCCAAAUCUACUAGUCCGUGCCUGUAACCAACUAGGUCAGUUCUUGCAGCACCGAGAAACUAAUUUGCGUUACCUAGCACUGGAAAGCAUGUGCACGCUUGCCAGCUCUGAAUUCUCACAUGAGGCUGUGAAAACACACAUAGAAACUGUUAUCAAUGCAUUGAAGACUGAAAGAGAUGUAAGUGUACGACAAAGAGCUGUAGAUCUCCUGUAUGCAAUGUGUGACCGAAGCAAUGCCCAACAGAUUGUGGCUGAAAUGCUGAAUUACUUGGAGACUGCUGACUAUUCCAUUAGAGAAGAAAUUGUUCUGAAAGUUGCAAUUCUGGCUGAGAAGUAUGCAGUGGAUUAUACUUGGUAUGUGGAUACAAUUUUGAAUCUGAUUCGCAUUGCUGGUGACUAUGUCAGUGAAGAAGUGUGGUAUCGAGUUAUUCAGAUUGUCAUCAACAGGGAUGAUGUUCAAGGAUAUGCAGCAAAGACUGUUUUUGAGGCCCUUCAAGCUCCAGCAUGCCAUGAGAAUCUUGUGAAAGUAGGUGGCUACAUCUUGGGAGAAUUUGGAAAUCUGAUAGCAGGUGAUCCAAGGUCAAGUCCCCUCAUCCAGUUCAACUUGCUACAUUCCAAGUUUCAUCUGUGUAGCGUUCCUACCCGAGCUUUGCUUCUGUCUACCUACAUCAAGUUUGUGAACCUGUUUCCAGAAAUCAAAACUACAAUUCAAGAUGUAUUACGCAGUGACAGUCAGCUAAAGAAUGCUGAUGUUGAGCUACAGCAGAGAGCUGUUGAGUAUUUGAGGCUUAGUACUAUUGCCAGUACUGAUAUAUUGGCUACAGUGCUGGAAGAAAUGCCUCCCUUUCCAGAGAGGGAAUCUUCUAUUUUGGCUAAACUCAAGAAGAAGAAAGGCCCAGGCACUGUUACUGACCUGGAAGAGAUCAAAAAGGAGAGGAGCUCUGAUAUGAAUGGAAGCGCUGAACCUGCCUCAGUCAAUGCCAGUGCUGUUUCUACUCCUUCUCCAUCUGCGGAUCUGCUGGGUCUGGGUGCUGCCCCUCUCACCAAUUCAGCUCCCCCACCGUCCUCUAGUGGUAGUCUGCUGGUGGAUGUAUUUUCAGAUUCAGCUUCUGCAGUUGCACCUCUUGCUCCUGGUUCUGAUGACAACUUUGCGAGCCCUGACCUGGCUUCAUCUGAGGUAGUUUCUGAGGAACCAGCUGAUACUGUGCAUGAUGCUGAUGAGCUUUUUCACAAGUUUGUGUGUAAAAAUAAUGGAGUCUUAUUUGAAAAUCAGUUGCUGCAAAUUGGAUUGAAAUCUGAAUUUCGACAGAACCUGGGACGUAUGUUCAUAUUCUAUGGUAAUAAGACAUCAACACAGUUCCUGAAUUUUACUCCAACAGUAAUCUGCUCAGAUGACCUACAGUCAAAUAUCCUUAUUCAGACAAAGCCUGUUGACCCCACAGUGGAUGGAGGUGCACAAGUUCAACAGGUUGUGAACAUCGAGUGUGUGUCAGACUUUAUGGAAGCUCCGAUCCUGAACAUUCAAUUCAGGUAUGGUGGAACAUUUCAAAAUCUUUCAGUAAAAUUACCCAUCACACUGAAUAAAUUUUUCCAGCCAACAGAGAUGUCUUCUCAAGACUUUUUCCAGCGUUGGAAGCAACUGAGCAAUCCAAAACAAGAAGUACAGAAUAUCUUUAAAGCAAAACACCCGAUGGAUGCAGAAAUCACAAAAGCAAAGAUAAUUGGCUUUGGAUCAGCCCUACUUGAGGAGGUAGAUCCCAAUCCUGCGAACUUUGUUGGUGCUGGUAUCAUACAUACAAAAACGACUCAGAUUGGAUGCUUGCUGCGCCUUGAGCCCAACCUCCAGGCACAGAUGUAUAGGCUCACACUACGAACAAGUAAAGAAGCUGUAUCUCAGAGGUUAUGUGAAUUGCUGUCAGAACAGUUUUAAUAUUAAACAUGUCAGUUUUGGGUUUUCCAUUUAUAUCACUGUCAUCAUACUGCAAAUAAAUGUCUUGUACAUCACUGUCUGAGUACUGCAGUGUUAACCAAUACCAGCUCCCUGCCUUAAUAGGACUUGACCCUUGUUUGAAAUUAAGACUAUAAAAUGUACAGUACGGGGAAGUGACAUUUUAAAUUAGAAAAGGCUUUUAGUGUGUCACACAAAGGGUGGGAGGGCUGUCUUGUGCUCCUUUUUUUUUUUUUUUUAUGCAGAGGUCAGGCUUUUAAACUUGUUAGAGGGAAAUUGAUGUAGAUGUGGUAACCAAGGAUUUCACCUGGAAAUGGCUAGUAACAUUCUGCUGUAGUGCCUUUAACAGGUACUCCCUCUGAGCUGAAAGAGACCCACGUAACGCUGCUCAGUAAGGUUAAUUUGGAUGUUCAUGUA
Messenger RNA from Cariama cristata (Red-legged seriema), 3266 nucleotides. It is a transcript of the gene AP2A2, whose product is annotated as adaptor-related protein complex 2, alpha 2 subunit. Gene Ontology annotation, biological process: clathrin-dependent endocytosis; intracellular protein transport. The transcript has 22 exons. The record is from RefSeq and is a predicted model, not a curated record. NCBI's taxonomy places the organism in Eukaryota, Metazoa, Chordata, Aves, Cariamiformes, Cariamidae. The annotation marks the transcript as partial. Gene Ontology annotation, molecular function: clathrin-cargo adaptor activity. Gene Ontology annotation, cellular component: AP-2 adaptor complex; membrane coat.